AUUGGUGCGAUAACGGCUGACCUCUUCAUUCUUCGAGGAUAAACAACAAAUGAUGACCUGCAGUAAAACACCAAAGAAUGUCGUUAAGGAUAUCCCAAACAGGCGGUGCGCGCUGUUACUUGCAUCGCGGCUGUGACUAAGCCCGACAUCGCUUCAAGCGAACGCUACGCGUGACGUUAUUGCAACUUCUCGCCUAACUCCACACUCCAACAUCUUCUUCACAUGCCUCUUCAUCAACCCUUUGAAGUCGUUGAGAGGCCGUUGCCCUCAGUUCAAUGCGACAAUGGACUUUUCACUGGAUGAUAUUUUGUUCACUGGCGGCGAAGAUGCUGCGUUGACACUUCCUUACGACCAGAUUGACGAUCCAGCCCCUCAAUCGCGGAGUCCUUCAAAUUCGCUUGCUGAGGGAGCGAAUAUCGACACCAUGCUACAGACGAUCAACCCUCAAGAAGCGUUCAACCUUCAAAACUCCGAAAUCCCAGAUUUUCAGAUUGAUUGGAAUGCCGAUUUUCAGCAGGCCAAAGCAGCCUCCGAGACUCCCGCAGAUGAUCUCAAUCAGGACUUUUCUUUUCUCAAUCAACCAGCCACAGAUUGGGGUAUCCCAGCGCCGUUGCCAGCUUCCAAUGAUCCUAUUAAAACGCCCAUGACCACAAUUGAUGAAUUCUUUGUCAAGAAUGGAGCAUCCCGUCCUCCUGUUCCAUGCACCAAUUGUCGUCGAACUCGUUUGCAAUGCCUAAUCUUGCAAACUACGGUAGCAAACCCGAACCCUACCAAGAGUUGUUCGAGCUGUGUUGCUUUGUUCCGCGAAUGCAGUCUGGCAGGGCAGAAGAAGAGGAAGCCUUCGGAAUUUGAGACGUCGGAGCCUGUGAUCGGUCGCCUCCAUGGCGUUAGCGAGCACAGCAUCCUAGGAGUACCUGCGACAGUUGAUGAAGGUCAGUCAUCGCAUGGUCUUUCAAUGGCAGCACUGUCGGGCAAAAGGGCGAAUACUCGAUCGGUGCGAAAAACGAGGGUGCUGCGAAAUUGGUACCUUUCCAAUCUGGACCAUCCCUACCCAUCAGAGGAAGAGAAAGUCAGUCUUUCUCAACAGUCAGGGUUGAGCAGGAGUCAAGUAGUCAAUUGGUUUGCCAAUACUAGACGACGCCAUCGACUCUCCUCGACUUACUCUGCAUCGCCUGGCCGGGGUCGUCAAGGAUUUGCACCAGGAUCCCCCAUGCCGCAUUACCUCCGCAAAAACAUGUCACCCUUGGAUCGUUGGAAAAAUUCUCCGCCCGAUGAGGAACCAGCUUCAGCGACGGCGAUCCAAAAUGCUCUAGCUGCUCAGUCGAGUGGACAUAGUUCGUUGGAUAGCGACGCGGGUGCGUCUGAUGGACCAGGGUCAUCUGCGAGCAACGACUCUCUCUGGCUUUCUAAUUUACAAGAGGCCUCGUCCAACUCGGCAUCUUCUUGUUACUCGUAUCGUUCAAGGGAUGCGGCAUUCUUCUCUCGCUCUGGUAGUAGUUCAGUGGUAGAAGGGCCCUCCAUAUCUAGGACUGCAUCCUCGAGGUCACGAACAAAGAAGUUCAUCGCGUUUCAAUGUACAUUUUGCGGACAAAGCUUCAAGAAAAAGUACGACUGGGUUCGUCAUGAACGGUCAAUUCAUCUCCCGGGUCUUGACUCAUGGAUUUGCGCAUUGCCUGUCACGCCAGAUCAAUCGUUUUUAGUCUGGCGCAUGAGUGAAGAUGGCCCGCAAUGCCUUUUCUGUGGUGAGAACUCACCCAGCGACGAGCACAUUCAAGCUCACGAAUUCGACACCUGUGCCGAACGCCCUGUUUCAGAGCGCAAGUUUACGCGCAAAGACCACCUCUGGCAACACCUUCACAAGUUUCAUGGCUGUCGCAAGUGGGAUGGCUGGAAACCGGACCUGAGUCUGCUACAACACCGACAAGAUAUAAUAAGAAGCAAAUGUGGUUUCUGUCAAGUCAUGAUGGACAGCUGGGGAGAACGAACAGAUCACAUCGCUGCUCACUUCCGGUCCGGGUUGACGAUGGAGCAAUGGGUUGGAGGAUCCGGGAUCCACGACCCCGGGAAUAUGGGUACCGAAGACCGGUAGAUGAGCCGCUCUUGGAGGUGGAUGCGGAUACGGGAGAUGUCACUGACCCGGCAUCGGUACGGAAGAAUGGAGACAGUCGGAGGAACCGAUGCAGCCCUGUAUUCGACACGUGGGAACCCUGUCCUAGUGACUCCACUGACGGUUAACGGCGGUUAAGUCCAGAAGGCCCGUAGAAGCAUUGUUCAAUUGAUUCGACAUUCGAAACCAUUAAGCGAAAUGCGCAAGCCUCAAGAACAGCUUCUUCACGACCAGGAGUUCAGCUCAAGUUCAAGAGACCAAUACUCAGUGACUCCCUCGUACUCCAGCACCCCUGCGCCAUUGUGGGGAAUCAUGAAGUUGUGGCAAAUGUCAAACUCUCUUUGACAAGUGACAACAGACACGCGCACAAGAACAGUGGACAUGUGAAAUCCGGAGUUCGGAUGACAGCGUCUCAUUUGACAGCCCCUGGUCCGACUCUCCAUGACUUGUCAGAGUCUCGACCAUCCCUUGCUCACGCGAGCCGAGACUGUUGAUUCCUGUUUAUUUACGGCGGCCUUACCUUUUUGGAUAAAUUGGGCAACACCGAGCCGAAUGUCACGUACGUAUGCGGGGAUUCUUCUCUGUUGUUCUUUUCUGUCGGUACUCCUUUUUAACUUUGUUCUUCUUUUUUUCUUCUCUCACAUUUCGUUCUUUCUUCUAUUUUUUUUCUGUAACUUUGUUGUGUCUUGCUUCCCGUGUCUGUCGCCAACCCAAGCCUUCAUCUUCAGCUUCAUUCGCACAACUGCAUUACUCUCUACAAGUCAGUAAAAACAACUCCUUCAAAUCAGUCACCAUGAUCAUCACUCGCGCCCUCUCCAUCACCAACUUUGUCAUCGCUGGCUCGGCACUCAGCUUCCAGGUGGGUGUCCUGUACCCAUGGCACAAGCAGCUUGACGAUGGCUUCGAGGAGCUCAAGAAGGAGCAUUUGCGCGUCCUGCAAGCCGUCGAGUCGAAAGUACAGCAAACACGAGACACCGCCGUUCUCGAGGAGAGCCGUAACAGCGUUCGCGGCUUGCUCGGCAACCUUGCCGCAUGGAAGGCUUGAGCGUGGCCGACUUCGGGGACAUCGUAGCAACAAGACACAACAAAAUACCCAGCACAAAGCAAUUGAAAACCACAUAUACACGGAAGAAGAAACAACACUAGCGGCGUCUUUUUGAAUUCGACAACGACCAAAUUUCCUACUACUCAUGGCGUUUCUCCCACGUUAUUUUCUCGGCGUUCAAAUCCUCGGCCCGGGUGGGGCCGGCAACGGUCACGAUCCGGGUGGUCACGUGUAUCCCUGAACCCCCUCUUCCGGAUUUCAACGGUUUCACCCGAUCGGGAGUUUCCUUCGGUACCAUUACCUUAGACGGGCGCACGGGAAUAAUCAGUCAGUUACGGCAUGGGAAAGACAUUCACAUUUGAUCUGCUUAGACUAUUUAUAGCUCGCAUUUAGUUUGUGGUGUUUGCUAAAUGAUACUCUUUUUUUUUCUAGACUGCUGUCUUGUCGCUUUUGUGCUCAGUUCAAGUACCGCCGUGAUGGAUGUGUCGCGUCGUGCACCGCGACUCUUAGCUUGCUCUUACAGUAACAUAGAUCGUGAAAGACUGGAUCUAUCUAGCAUGAUAAUCAUGAGAUAGAGAAUAUGUUAUUGAAGUCUCAGCGCAGGCCUUGAAAUGAACCGUCCACCGCCAUCUCCCACCGAAAUGAGACCGACUCCCACGAAGCGCCAAAACAUUAUACACGUCUGAUCUUCCGUCUAAUUGUCCACCUUGAACCACACGGGGUCAUUCGCGUUAUUCGUCAUACGAACAUCGAAGGUGCCCGAAUAACCGGGCAUGAUACGCAGCGGCGCGGCAUCGGAGACACGAACGGGGAGAGACCUGCUGCCGUUGAAGAGCUUAUCGAUGUUGUUGUUGAACUGCACAAGUAGCACGAGAAUUCCGAUGAGCGCACCUGUCGCAGCGAGUUUGACGACGAGGUCGAAGAAGGCGAUGACUUUGAGGAAGCCGGAUGAUGACUUUUCGGCGGUGGUCAUUGUGGGGAUGGUUGAUGUUUGAGGGGCGGUUGUGGGUUUAUCGGCCAUGAGCACGAGGUAUGUAGUAUUUGAAGGUGAGCAAGUGCUGAGGCAAAAGAGGAAGACGCGAGCAGAGACGACAUUCCCAAGGCUGGGCUGGGAAAGCAAGGCCUUGAAAUACCGUAGGGCUAUCCGAGGGAGACUCACACCGCAAGGCUGAUCGACGGGGAUAGGCACUGAAAUAAGCUUAACUCACCAAGCUUCCAGGACAUGAGACCGCCAUGACAGGGGUUUAAUUGAAGCUACUACAUAUUGAGAGAGCGCUAGAUGCUAGUUGGUGGUUUCCAGUGGUGGGUGUAAUGUCGUGAAGGGUUGUCAUUUGAUGAGCUUCCUUGCUUUUGGUGAGGAUUCUCCACAGCGCAGGCUAUGCUUGCUUGCCCUGUUUAUGAGGGCGGCGAUGAUGAUCGUGGGAUAAAUGCUCGCAUAUAGUUAGCAUCUUGUCAAUCUCAGAGACCAACACAAACUAAAGUCUUGGGACUUCAUUCCAUUUUCGUAUUGUCGAGGGCAAACAGCUCAACGAGUCAUGAAUUGGAGGGGUACAC
Molecule: messenger RNA, 4706 nt
Organism: Fusarium odoratissimum NRRL 54006
Lineage: Eukaryota; Fungi; Ascomycota; Sordariomycetes; Hypocreales; Nectriaceae
Exons: 2
Coding region: 284-2089 (601 amino acids)
Biological process (GO): regulation of DNA-templated transcription
Molecular function (GO): DNA binding
Source: RefSeq, a predicted model, not a curated record